Messenger RNA from Closterium sp. Yama58-4, 2946 nucleotides. NCBI's taxonomy places the organism in Eukaryota, Viridiplantae, Streptophyta, Zygnematophyceae, Desmidiales, Closteriaceae. The record is from the annotation of a GenBank genome assembly.
AUGUCCAUCCAACUGGACCCACCACAUCCCGUGCUACGAUCCAAACAUCGCCGUCCACUUUCCCUUCGCAGACAACGUUUUCCGCGAGCGACACUGUCCGCCUCCUUCCGCCCGCCCGCGCUGCCUGAUUCCCCCUCCCCCGGCUACCAGCGCGCGCCUGCCUGGCCGGAUAGUCUAUGGAGCGUGUGGCGCAACAACGUGCCGCACUCAAAAAUGCACAAAGACCCGCGGAACGUCCUGUGGAUGGAGCUACGUGGCAACACGUGGCACUUCCCGCACGCCCUGACGGCCAUGCCCGAAGCGGACGGCGCGGAGCGGUACGUGGCGCAACUGCGCAACUUCAUUCCGUUCGGCUCGCGCCUCCGUACGGCGCUCGACAUCGGCGCGGGGGUGGGGGGGUUCGCGGUGGAGCUGCUGCGCCAGGGCAUGAUCACCGUGUCACUGGGCCCGCGCGACGGCUUCCGCGGGCAGGCGCAGUUUGCGCUCGAGCGCGGGCUGCCCGCGCUGGUGGGCAUCCUAGCGACGACGCGCCUGCCGUUCCCGUCUCUCGCGUUCGACCUCGUUCACUGCUCGCACUGCCAAGUCCCCUUUGGCCUCCCCAACGGCACGCACCUGUUGGAGGUGGAUCGCCUUUUGCGCCCGGGGGGCUUCUUCGUGCUGGCGGGGCCGCCCGUGCGCUGGGCGGGCAGGGCGGCGGAGUGGCGCGCGCUGCGCGCUAAGGCGCGCGCGCUGUGCUGGCGGCUGAUGCUGGUGGUGCCGCACGUGGCCAUCUGGCGGAAGAGUAGGGGGGCCGAGGUGGCAGGGGGAAGCGGGGGAAGCGGAGGGGAUUGGAGAUGGUGUCCUGGCGCGGAGGGAUAUAGAGAGGCGGAAGGGGAGGGGGGAGGAACGGGGGAGAGAGAGGAGGGGGGAGGAAGCGAGAGGGAGGAGGCGGAAGAUUCGCAGGAGGGAGGGGCGGAGAGAGAGGAGGGGGGGGCGGCGAGAGAGGAGGGAGAGGUUGAUGAAACGGGCGAGGAGGGGGGAGAGGAGAAGGUUGAGGAGGAGGGCGGGGGGGAGGGAGAGAUGGGCGCAGAGUACAGCAAGCGGCAGGGCACGGCACUGGCAGCGCUGUCGCCGAAGCAGAAGCGCAUGAACAUGGAGAGCAAGCGCUGGGGCAAGCGACUGGCGCACUAUGAGUUGCUGUUCCUGGGGGACCUGCUGGGCUACCAGGGCAAGAGGAAACGGCACAAGGGCGCGGAGGGGGAUGGUGGAGAGGCCAAGGCGGAGGAGAGCGAGGAGAAAGGGAGGAGCAAGGAGGAGAGUGGGCCUGGGAAGGUCCGGAACGUUCUGGACAUGAACGCGGGGGUUGGGUCGUUUGCGGCGGCGCUGCAGGGGAGGGAGGAGGACGGGGAGGAGCGAGUGUGGGUGAUGAACGUGGUGCCUGUGAGCGGCCGCCUCAACACCCUUGCAGCGGUGUUUGACCGCGGGCUGGUGGGCACGCUGCACGACUGGUGUGAGGCGUUCUCGUCGUACCCACGUACAUACGACCUCGUGCACUGGCAAGGCGUCUCCUCCUCCUUUCACCCGAACCGAUGUGACAUAGAUGACGUGAUUAUAGAGGUGGACCGCCUGUUGAGGCCAGGAGGCACGGUGAUUGUGAGAGACCUGCCCGGCGCCCUGGCGGACCUGCAGCGAGCUGCGAGAGCAGCGCACUGGAAUGUGACGGCAUACCUGCCCGAGAAGGGCAGCAGCAGAGAGCACUUGCUGGUGGCUCGUAAGCCGCUGUGGAAAGUGGAUGCACGGGGGGUGAUUGAGAUCGUAGACACUGAUUUUUCCGCCUACUCCGCGGAUGCGCUGGGCGCGGAGAUGGCGGCCAUUGCGCUGCCGGCGCUGCUGGCGCUCGCCGCCGAACCCGUCGCGUCCCUCGUCGAUACGUUCUACAUCGGGCAGAUGGGCGCGGAGGAGCUGGGGGGGGUGGGGGUGGCGGUGGCGGUGGUGGGGGUGGUGUCCAAGGUGCUCAACGUGCCGCUGCUCAACAUUACCACGUCCUUCGUCGCUCAGGAUCAUCACCUCCUCGCACGCCCACCGCACCACCAGCCUCACCACCCACACGCCUCGCAUUCACUAUCCUCCGCGUCCUCCGCGUCCUCCGCCCCCUCCGCCCCCUCCGCCGCCUCCGCCCCCUCCGCCGCCUCCGCCCCCUCCGCCGCCUCCGCGACCUCGUCCAAGCCCGUGGUGCCAUCCGUGUCCGCGGCGCUGCUAAUGGCCCUGGUGCUCGGCGCAUUAGAGGCGCUGCUGCUGGCGCUGGCGGCAGCGCCGCUGCUGGGGGUGAUGGGCGUGGGCCCCGCGUCGCCCAUGCACGCGCCCGCGCUGCAGUACCUGCAGGUGAGGGCGGUGGGGUCGCCCGCGGUGGUGCUGUUCCUCACGGCGCAGGGCGUGUUCCGCGGCCUCAAGGACACUCGCACGCCCCUCGCUGCCUCCGUGAGUGGUAACGUGGUGAACAUCCUGCUGGACCCCAUUCUCAUCUUCUCCUGCGGACUGGGCGUGUCAGGCGCUGCAGCCGCCACGGUGGCAGCACAGUACGGCAUGGCGGGGUGGCUGCUGCUGCAGCUGAGCAGCACAGUGCAGCUCAUCCCACCCUCGCUCUCCCUCCUCUCCUUCCACCGUUUCUUCAAGUCCGGUGAGACCUGCCACUCACAACAGAGCUCGCAUCAGCAUCAGCAUCAGCAUCAGCAUCAGCAUCAGCGCAUCAGCAUCAGCGCAUCAGCAUCAGCAUCAGCAUCAGCAUCAGCAUCAGCAUCAGCGCAUCAGCAUCAGCAUCAGCGCAUCAGCAUCAGCAUCAGCGCAUCAGCAUCAGCGCAUCAGCAUCAGCAUCUGCAGCACAGCAUCAGCAUUAUCAUCAGCAUCAGCGCAUCAGCAUCAGCAUCUGCAGCACAGCAUCAGCAUCAACGCAUCAGCAUCAGCGCAUAA